AUGUGGAGGAUAAUACUCGUACUGAUUUGCGGGAUACAGAUGAUCUGCGCCUCGGAGCACAGCGACGAGGGAUGGUCAGGAGGGGAUGGGGGCUCCCACUACGGUGGAAGCGGCGCCAGCGGCAGUGGCAGUGGGAGUAGCGGAGGAGGCGGUGAGGGACACUACCAGCACCAUCAUACACCCACCACAUAUUCGGAGAUCUCCAAGCACGUGCCCGUGCAUGUGAUAGAGAAGAUUCCACUGCCCAUUCCCCAUCCGGUGGCCGUGCAAGUGCCCAAUGUGAUCCGCUUGCAGAUCCCCGAGCCUUAUGCCGUCCACGUGCCCGUCCAGCAGGAGAUCCAAGUGCCAGUCUACAAGAUAGUCCCAGAGAUAACCGAACGGAAGAUACCCUACACGGUGGAGAGGCCCUAUCCCGUCGAAGUGGAGAAGCCCUAUCCCGUGGAGGUGAUCAAGCAGAUCAGGAUUCCGGUGCCGAAGCCCUAUCCCGUUCCUAUAACCAUUUACAAGCAUGUCCUUCAGAAGGAGCAUGGCUGGUAG
Molecule: messenger RNA, 537 nt
Organism: Drosophila persimilis
Lineage: Eukaryota; Metazoa; Arthropoda; Insecta; Diptera; Drosophilidae
Exons: 2
Coding region: 1-537 (178 amino acids)
Source: RefSeq, a predicted model, not a curated record